Messenger RNA from Aureobasidium musti, 2622 nucleotides. The record is from the annotation of a GenBank genome assembly. NCBI's taxonomy places the organism in Eukaryota, Fungi, Ascomycota, Dothideomycetes, Dothideales, Saccotheciaceae.
AUGGCCACGAAACGAAAGCUUGACACGGCCACACCGGAGCCCGAAGAGCCCGUGGACCCCUCUGAUGAGCUGAUGUUUCUGUGUUUGGGUGGUGGAAACGAAGUCGGCCGAUCCUGCCAUAUCAUACAAUACAAGGGCAAAACUGUCAUGCUCGAUGCUGGUGCCCAUCCUGCAUAUGACGGCCUGGCCUCUCUACCUUUCUACGACGAGUUCGAUUUGAGCACCGUCGAUAUUCUUCUCAUUACCCACUUCCAUCUAGACCAUGCCGCCUCACUACCUUAUGUUAUGGCAAAGACAAAUUUCAAAGGCCGCGUCUUCAUGACGCACCCAACCAAAGCCAUCUACAAGUGGCUGAUGCAGGAUUCCGUUCGCGUACAGUAUGUCUGUUCUUUUCUCAAACGUCCUAGUGUUGGGCUAAUGGUUGGCCAGNNGAAUACGCAUGCAACUGCAGAGCAGCCUACACAACUCUACACGGAAGCUGAUGUUCUUUCGACUCUUCCCAUGAUCCAGACCAUCGCCUUCCACACCACACACACUCAUGCAGGUAUCCGAAUAACCCCUUAUCCAGCUGGCCACGUUCUCGGUGCAGCCAUGUACGUGAUCGAGAUCGCUGGGCUUAACAUCUUGUUCACUGGAGACUACUCAAGAGAGCAUGAUCGCCAUCUGAUUCCCGCCUCGGCUCCAAAGGGUGUCAAGGUGGAUGUUCUGAUUACAGAGUCCACCUUUGGCGUUGCCUCCCAUAUCCCGCGACUGGAGCGAGAGACUGCUUUGAUGAAGAGCUUGACUGGUGUCCUCAACCGUGGAGGACGUGUUCUUAUGCCUGUCUUCGCUAUCGGCCGUGCACAAGAGCUUCUUCUAAUUCUCGAAGACUACUGGAACCGACACCCCGAGUACAGAAAGUACCCCAUUUACUAUGCCAGUAACCUAGCAAAGAAGUGCAUGCUUGUCUACCAAACCUACAUUGAUGCCAUGAACGACAACAUCAAGUCCAUGUUCCAAAACAGGCUUGCUCAAACUGCUGACGGCAGCAGCGGCGACGCUGGCGCUGGAGGUCCCUGGGACUUCCGCUGGAUUCGAAAUCUAAAAUCACUUGACAGGUUCGAUGAUGUUGGCGGAUGCGUCAUGCUUGCAUCUCCUGGUAUGCUCCAGAACGGCGUGUCUCGUGCUCUUCUCGAGCGCUGGGCUCCUGAUCCGAAGAAUGGUGUCAUUGUCACUGGCUACAGCGUCGAGGGCACCAUGGCGAAGAUGAUUCUCACUGAGCCUGAAAGCAUCCAAGCCGUCAUGACUGGCAGAGUGGGUGGUAGAGUGCAAGGUGUAGGCAGUCGAGGAAAGCCAGGUGCCGAGGGAGAAAAAGUCAUGAUACCUCGAAGGUGUACUGUGCAAGAAUAUUCCUUUGCUGCACACGUAGACGGAACCGAAAAUCGCGAGUUCAUAGAAGAAGUUGCAGCUCCUGUUGUGGUGAGUAGUAUCGUAAAGUUCUGCAUUGCAAGAUGUGCUAAUCCAGGUAUCACANNGAUUUUGGUACACGGCGAGAAGACAAACAUGAUGAGACUCAAAUCUAAGUUGUUGUCUCUAAAUGCAAACAAGGCAACACCAGUCAAGGUCUUCUCACCAGCAAAUUGCGAAGAACUUCGAAUUCCCUUCAGACAGGAUAAGAUCGCCAAAGUGGUUGGUCGACUCGCAAACCAAAUCCAGAUCUCAGCAGCUCCACCUUCACCUCCCACUUCUGAUGAGGACAGUAUAAGAGAUGAGAAGAAGUUCAAGACGACGAAUGGGGACCAGGUAGUCUCUGGUGUAUUGGUGCAAAACGAUUUCAAACUUAGUUUGAUGGCGCCAGAGGACCUGAAGGAAUAUGCUGGACUAACAACCACAACGAUUCUUUGCCGCCAAAGAUUGACACUUGCAGCUGCGGGCCUCGACCUAAUUAAAUGGGCUUUGGAAGGCACGUUCGGAGCCAUCAAGAUAGUUUCAUCACCUCGCGAAGGAGCAAAGGCAGAGGCCAAUGGAAACGGUGCAAAGGUUAAAGAGGCUGACGAGGAGCUCGAAAGACAACAGGAGACCGUCUUUGAAGUUAUGGGCUCGGUCAGGGUCAGGGUGGCUGAUCGUGGAGAGGUUGAGGUUGAGUGGGAAGGCAAUGUUGCUAACGACGGAAUUGCUGACGCCGUUCUUGCCGUUCUGUUCACUGUCGAGAGCAGUCCUGCGGCUGUAAAACAAUCCUCGAAUCCCCAUUCACACAAUCACCACGAACACAAGCGUAAUCUCCACGCACAUAUCAGCCCGUCGGAAAGGCUCUCACGUCUAUGCAUGUUCCUCGAAGCACAAUUUGGUGAGGACGCCAUCACUCCGAUCUCGAGACCGAAACUCAACAUCACCGACGACACUAUUAGCUCCGACGAUCCUGUAGCAGCAGAGAAAGCCAGAGCUCAGCUGGAAAUGGUAGAGUUAGAACGUCUCCAUAGAGCAGGCAUACCUGUGCCAGGCCUGGAGGUCAAGGUGGACAAGAUUGUAGCCAAAGUUUGGCUCGAGACGCUCGANGUAGAGUGCGGCAUGCGAAGCAUGGCCGACAGGAUCCGCGCCGUGGUCGAACGGGCUGUUGAGGUUGUUGCUCCACUAUGGGAGUGA